AUGGCAUCGACGCUUGCUUCCAAACCGUACAAAGAAGAGCAGAUUUUUCGCCACUACAACUCUUCCUCCGCGGUGGCGUACGCGCAGAACCGGCUAAGCUAUCCAGACAAGCUGAUUGAUCUAGUUAUCUCCCAGCAUGUGGCUUCUGGAGGCGACACCAAUCUGCUUCUUGACAUUGGAUGCGGACCGGGUACCGCCACUCGGUCUCUUGCACCGCACUUUCAACGUGUCUUCGGCGUGGAUCCCGGCAAGAGUAUGAUCGAGACGGCCAGAAUGUUCCCCAGUUCCACGAAAUCCGGCAUGCCCGUGGAAUAUGUGGUCUGUUCCGCAGAGGAGAUAAGUACUAUUCCCGCACUGGAGGAGUUUUCGAGCGGACAAGGAAGGUUGGAGUGCGUCGACCUCAUUACGGCCGCCACCGCCGCGCACUGGUUUGAUCUCCCUCGCUUCUACGGCGAAGCGGCCAAAAUCCUCAAACCCGGCGGUAGCAUCAUCUUCUGGGCCAGUGGGAGAUUUUAUGCCAAUCCAAAUACUACGCCGAAUGCGGAAAAGGUGCUGGAUCUGUUGGACAAAUUCGAGUUGGAGGUCAUUGGCGAUUAUGAGGUGAAAGGCAAUCAGCUUUGUCGCGAGUUGUAUGCCUCCAUGGACUUGCCUUGGGUUUGUUCAGGAGAACUCGAUCCGGGGUUAAAGGCGUUGUUGGGUGUCUUUGACAAGGAUCAGUUCGUCCGGUUGGAGUUCAACAAGGAUGGCCACGUCGAGCCUGGAGAGACGUUUUACCGAGGCGGCAGAAUUGACUUUGAGCGCAUGAGGCGUUUGCUUGGGACAGGUAGUCCAAUCACAAGGUGGAGAGAGGUGAAUAAAGAGAAGUUGGAAUCGGGCGAGAUUGAGGACUGUGUGGAUGUGCUUAUCAAGCAGUUGAAGGAGGCGAUGGAAGAGGUGCCGGAGGGGAAAGGCAGGGAUUAUAUUGAUAGUGGCAGCUCGUUGGUUGUGAUGGUUAUGAAGAAGAGGAAAUGA
Messenger RNA from Rhinocladiella mackenziei CBS 650.93, 1011 nucleotides. RefSeq lists its product as uncharacterized. The transcript has a single exon. Lineage: Eukaryota; Fungi; Ascomycota; Eurotiomycetes; Chaetothyriales; Herpotrichiellaceae. The record is from RefSeq and is a predicted model, not a curated record. Gene Ontology annotation, molecular function: S-adenosylmethionine-dependent methyltransferase activity. The coding region runs from base 1 to 1011 and encodes 336 amino acids.